AUGGACUUAUCGACAAUUGCCUGUUUCCGAUGCGUUACUGAUACCUCUACAGAUGCGACUACACUGACAGAUGGCACCGUUGACUCCUGUGCCCCAUCCGUUCCUUUCACUGUUCUCUUCGUCCUCUGUGGAAUGAUAACCAUCUUUUCAAACGUUAUCAAUCUCAUUGCGCUUAAUCACGCCCAGCAGUGCUUCAACGACAACACCCGCUUGUGCUUCCAAGCGGUAGCAAUCGUCGACUUCUUCGUCGGCCUAUUCUGCUGUACUUUCCAUUCUCUCCGCUUCUCUGGGUUGUCCAUCUCAAAGACAAGGACCUUUUCCAUCAUCGGAGUCAUCGGGUGUUCGACGCUCUUUAAUCAGUCCAUCAUGAUCCUAGCCUGCGUCAGCAUUGACAGGUAUCUCGCCGUGACGCGGCCAUUGCGCUAUCACACAAUCGUCACAAAACAACGCAUGAUUCUUUUGAUAUUCUCAGGGGUUGCCAUCGGUACUCUGAACUCAUCCGCAAGCUUUACUCACAAAAUCGUUGCUGGAUUCAGCGAUUUAAAAUUUGCCUCCGUGGACAUCGCCACACAUCCUAUACUUGUUAUUUACUUCGCACUCAUUCUUGCAUCAGCUGGCGUAACAACGUUCUGUAACGUUACUCUUAUUACGCUGGCAAGGAAGCAUAGGCGUCGCAUAGCUGCAGUAGCAAACAAUACGGAACGCGGUAAAACAGCCGAAUCAGACGCGGUCGGGCAUCAGCCUCGCGGUAAUAAGGACCUGCGGACUAUUUUCGCGGUCACCGGUGCCUUCUACAUAACAUGGGGAGCCCAGGUGUCGGUGAAUUUCACAAGUGCUGCCAUAGGAAAAGAGAUACCCUGCAUUGCUCGAAACGUCCUUCUCAUCUUUGUCAUUAGCAACAGUUUCUGGAAUGCACUUAUUUAUCUCCUCAUGAAUUCUACAUUUCGUAAGAUUGUAUUUCGAAUGUUUGCCAGAGACUCUUUCGCUGCAAAUUUAGUCCAAUCUGUUACUGGCUAA
This is a messenger RNA of Strongylocentrotus purpuratus (purple sea urchin), 1017 nucleotides long. Its product is annotated as probable G-protein coupled receptor 21. The coding region runs from base 1 to 1017 and encodes 338 amino acids. Gene Ontology annotation, biological process: G protein-coupled receptor signaling pathway. The record is from RefSeq and is a predicted model, not a curated record. NCBI's taxonomy places the organism in Eukaryota, Metazoa, Echinodermata, Echinoidea, Camarodonta, Strongylocentrotidae. Gene Ontology annotation, molecular function: G protein-coupled receptor activity. The transcript has a single exon. Gene Ontology annotation, cellular component: membrane.